Molecule: messenger RNA, 1016 nt
Organism: Malurus melanocephalus (red-backed fairy wren)
Lineage: Eukaryota; Metazoa; Chordata; Aves; Passeriformes; Maluridae
Product: signal transducer and activator of transcription 2-like
Exons: 6
Biological process (GO): response to peptide hormone; regulation of transcription by RNA polymerase II; cell surface receptor signaling pathway via JAK-STAT
Molecular function (GO): DNA-binding transcription factor activity, RNA polymerase II-specific; RNA polymerase II cis-regulatory region sequence-specific DNA binding
Source: RefSeq, a predicted model, not a curated record
UAUGUGCGUGUGCCCCCGCCCCGGUUCAGCCCCGUUCCCGUCCCGCGGCCACCCGAGCAGGAGCGAGGGGACCAGCGGGAACCCCGGGACCGAGCAGGAGCAGAGGGAUCCCCGGGAAUAGCCGGGACCGAGCCGGGGCAGCGGGAUCCCCGGGACCGAUCAGGAGAGAGGGGACCCCCGGGACCACCGGGACCCCCGGGACCGAGCAGGAGCGAGGGGAUCCCCGGGAACAGCCGGGACCGAGCAAGAGCAGCGGGACCCCCGGGAUCCCUGGGCUACGGACAGCAUGGCGCAGUGGCAGGAGGUGCAGAACCUGGCCAACACCUACCUGGAGCAGGUGCACCAGCUGUACGCGGGCUCGGCGCUGCCCAUGGCCGUGCGCCAGUGCUUGGCCGCCUGGAUCGAGGGCCAGAACUGGCGCCAGGCGGCCGAGCCGCUCUCGUCCCACGCUCGGAUGCUGUUCCACUCCUUACUGGUGUUACUGGGAGAGAGCCUGGGCAGCCUGGGCUCGGGCCACGAGGAUUUCAUGCUGAAGCACAACCUGCGCAAAGCCCACCGCGACCUCCAGUCCUGCCAUGCCAGUGCCACCCGCGGUGUCCCCAACCCUGCCACCCCCUGUGUCCCCCCCAUCCCCCCUGACCCCGUUCCCGUCCCAGGCGAGGAUCGAACCCGUGACCCUCAGCACGCGCGGCAGCUCCAAGCGCUCCAAUCCAAACUGCAGAGCCUGGACCGGCAGCGGCGGGAGGUUCUGGCGCAGCUGCAGCAGCUUUUGGGGCGCAGCGAGACCCUCGGGGAGCUGCUGCAGGAGGAGUUGGGGCGCUGGAGGGAGCGACAGCGGCGACAUUGCCUGGGCGGGCCCGGYGACAGCGACCUGCGCCCGCUGGAGACCUGCACCCCCGAUAACGAUCGCGACAAUGAUCCUGAUAACUAUGGCGAUAACGCCUCCGAUAACGAUCGCGAUAACUCCCCUGAUAACUAUCACGAUAACGCCCCCGAUAAUACUCCCGAUAACUAUC